CAGGUGUCGGUGAGUGUCAGACUGGAACCAUUUCAGUUUAAAUAUUCACUCGACAAACUCAAUAAAAUAAACAUUCAGGAUCAAUCCUCAGCCCUAAAGCAGCAAGGCAGACAACGAGCCAGUCGAGAUCUUCCAGUGGAUUGAUCUGGUGCGAAUCGAACAGACUUCUCUGUUCCUGGAUUUGGCUGAACCUGGACCGAUCUGGAGUAGCUUUGCCCACUUACAGUAAAAGGAACGAUUGUGUCACUCCUGCUCUGAUACCUCACAGGCGCUGAGGUAACCCUGCUCUGAGCUGGGAGCUGGUCUUGCUCAGCUGAUUUCUGCUCAGCUGAGAUCUGCUGACGGGGGAUGCUGAUGCUCCUCUGCGAUUGGCCAGCUUCUGAUUCUGUUUCACGUGGUUGGACUGAGGUUGGCCAGUUUGGUGGAUUGCGCUCUGGAGAGUAGCCAUCAGAGAUGAAGCUACAUAAGGAGAAGAAAUUAUAUUUUUAAGUUUCUUUUAGAGUAAAAGGAAUGUGUGUCACCUCCUCCUAUAUUCUCAUAUCUGUUUAAGGUUUAUAUCAAAUUUAGCAAGAAAAAAAUCAAACAAGUAGGAAAGGCUGCAUUUGCUUGGCUUGGAAAUAUAAUGUUUAAUGAGCUUUCUUAAGCUAUUAGAGAAUUUACGGUAAUUCUGUAACCAGCUCACCUGCUGCAUGAUGCCUGAAGGGAAGCGCCAGCAGGCAGGUUGUGUUUCUGUGGGCUCCACAUUGGCAUGUAAUCACCCUGAGGCCGCUUACGGGAGCUGGAGCUCACCUGUGGCGACAUCAUCAUGUACACCGCCUCCUCCUCUUCUUCUUCACGUGGCUCCCGGCCCUCUCUCCCAGCUGUAACACCGCUAUUUGGUGUGUUUGCACGGAAAGGAUGUGCAAUCUUCAUUUCCAUGUAGCCACUGGUCUCAGGUGUGGAUCUCGAAGCGGAUUCAGGUUCAGUUUUGACCCCUUUUUUGGUCUUAAGGCAGCUUUUUGGUUGAACUUCAGGGCUUCUGGGAGGAAGGACCCAGGAAGAACCAAACGGUCUCACAUUCACUGGUCUGUCUUGGUGUCUCGGUCUACGCUUUAAGGUCAGGUAGUGUUGGUUGUUCUUGGAGAUCGAGGACCGCAUGAACUCAGCCCGUAGCUCACUUACUGUCUCACGGAUGACUUCAUGAAUGCGCUGGGCCACUGCUGAGGUUCCUAUCCAGACCAAAUGAAAGCCAGAGGUCACAGUAAAAUUAAUGAGUAAAACCAUCAAAUAUUUCUUUUCUUACUUACCUCGGUCUUUAGUCUCCAUCCAGAUCUCUCCAGCACCGGUCGGUGCCGACCUCCCAAGCUCCAUGAAGAACAAGCCUUCCAAGUGGCCAAAGCGCCGAACAGUAAGCAGCGGUAUGGAAACCGAAGGCAAAUUGCUGCUGACGCCAACUCUAAUCAGGAUGAGGGCUGACGCAGUGAGACAGAGCCGGUUUUCACCCACCAGGGACUUGCAAACACCCAGACCCCGAGGCUUUAUGGUAACACGCCAAACCUUAUAUAUGGAGGUUAAAGGAGCAAGUAGAACAACACUCACCGUGAACCAGAGCAUUUGGAAGUAAAUCAGUUAAGAUAAAAUCUGCAGUUACAUUGUCGAAUUUUGAUGGAUACAUGAAAAAACACGUCUGCUGAUUACAACUCCAAUAUCACAGGAACACCAAGUUGUUAUGAAACUGUUGUAUCAUGACUAACCAAAGAAGUUUCAUUGAAAGAGAACCACAUAGUCAUAGUCAUUCAAGUCAUUGGUGUCAAAGUUAUGUCUGACCUCUUUGUAGAAAGCAGCAGGGGUAAGAGUGGAGUACCCGCCAUCCUCUGCACUAUACCCUUCUCCAUGUUCGUCGUCAUCCCUCCGAUCCUCCUCGAUCAGCUUCUUUAUAGCCUGGUACCAUUCCUCCUGCUCCCUCUGAUCCUCCAUCACCAGCACUAUAGUCUGAUCCUUGGUGUACAGCAUCACUGUGUGGCCUUUUCUGGAGCUGCGAACCCGGCUCAGGCCAUUACAGCACCUCAGGAAAACCAAGCUGUGAAGCAGGAAUUAAUUAAACACAAUUCACUCAUAAUCUCUAUACUAUACUGCGUUUGGUUAAAGUCAGAGAAACAUACCCCUCUAUGUCUGAGCCAAACAGUGCAGCUCUCCGAGAAGACUUCUCAGCAGCGGUGAACAUCUCCUCACUCUUGUACCACUCAAGUCGGCUCAGCCCACUGUGACUCCCUCUUCUCAGGACAAAAUAUCUCCUGUGGUCGCGCUCCAGCUUCCCAAGAUAACCCUGUUUGACCACAUCUCUCUGGGACUCAGGGGAGCUGCUCAGAAAGGUGCCUGCGAGAGGGACCGGAGUGUUGGACGUCUGGAUGGGACCGAAGAGGUCCUCAGGGAAAAGAGAUGAAGAACUCGUAGGUUGAGGGUUCUGGGAAGGGUGGUCCUGCCCUGCAGGGGGUAGCAGGGUGGAGCUGCAAACAGGGGGUGGCAGUGGGGAGCUGCAAUCAGAUGGAGGUGGCAGUGGGGAACUAGAGGCAGGUGGAGGCGGCAGGGUGCAGCUGCAAUCAGGGCAAACAGGUGGAGGUGGCAGUGGGGAGCUGCGGGCAGGUGGAGGUGGCAGUGGGGAGCUGCAAACAGGUGGAGGUGGCAGUGGGGAGCUGCAGGCAGGUGAAGGUGGCAGUGGGGAGAUGCAGGCAGGUGGAGAUGGCAGGGUGGAGCUGCAAUCAGGGCAAACAGGUGGAGGUGGCAGUGGGGAGCUGCGGGCAGGUGGAGGUGGCAGUGGGGAGCUGCAAACAGGUGGAGGUGGCAGUGGGGAGCUGCAGGCAGGUGGAGGUGGCAGUGGGGAGCUGCAGGCAGGUGGAGAUGGCAGGGUGGAGCUGCAAUCAGGGGGUGGCAGUGGGGAGCUGCAAACAGGUGGAGGUGGCAAUGGGGAGCUGCAGGUAGGUGGAGGUGGCAGUGGGGAGCUGCAGGCAGGUGGAGGUGGCAGUGGGGAGCUGCAAACAGGUGGAGGUGGCAGUGGAGAGCUGCAAUCAGGGGGUGGCAGUGUGGAGCUGCAAUCAGGGGGUGGCAGUGGGGAGCUGCAAACAGGUGGAGGUGGCAGUGUGGAGCUGCAAACAGGUGGAGGUGGCAGUGUGGAGCUGCAAUCAGGGGGUGGCAGUGGGGAGCUGCAAUCAGGGGGUGGCAGUGGGGAGCUGCAAACAGGUGGAGGUGGCAGUGUGGAGCUGCAAUCAGGGGGUGGCAGUGGGGAGCUGCAAUCAGGGGGUGGCAGUGGGGAGCUGCAAACAGGUGGAGGUGGCAGUGGGGAGCUGCCAACAGGUGGAGGUGGUAGUGGGGAGCUGCAGGCAGGUGGAGGUGCCUGUUGGUUUGCAACCCUGGUGUUCUCUUCUGACGUCUCAUCCAUUUUUUAGCUGAAAACCUAACACAAACACACACAUAAAAUGAAUAAUUAUCAAGAUUAUCUGAAUUCAUGAGGGUUUGUCACAGUUUAAUAUUAAUAUCUAGAGCUACAAAUUCCUAGUCUGUGAAUCCUGUUCAUCGACAAUGGCAAUAAAACCCGUUCUGAUUCUACUUCAUACUUACACAGGAAAUUGUUUCAUUACUCCCUUUUAUUUCUGUUGACAGCUUUGAAUUCUAUUAAGUUUGAUACAUGAAAUGUAAGUUGUUUAAAGAAAAAGGGAAAUUAAAGCGGGUUAAAUGUCGUAUUAACUAAACUUGAAUUAUGUAAAUUAGCUACGUAGCGGGAACAGCAGCCUUGCAGGAGAUGGGGGGAAAAACCUAAAAUGGCGUCUGAAACGAUCGCUUCAAGCUAAUUUGCUUCAAGUUUUUCUUACAGCCGUAUUACGUACAAUUACGUCGAAUUAAACUUACCUGAUACUAUCAGGUUUCAAAUAAAAGUCAGCAAACACGAACAGUUUCGCAGUUUUAUCGUUACAAGUUUCACUUUAGCCACAGUUCGUAAGCAAACGCUGGUGCGCCACGAGCCAAUCGGUGCAGCCUUCAGGAGCAGCUCGUCAAUCCCGGAUGUUGAUUAUUCUGACUUCUGAUUAAUGAAUCAAUGUGUUUUUUGUUUUGGUUUUAUUUAUUUUUAUUUUUUUAUUUUUUACUUUUUCGCUUUUUUUUUGUUUGCUUUUUAAUAAAAUGUUUUUGUUGUUUGGCAAAACUUUUUAGCAGCCAUCAAAUGUUUGUGCAAUUGACUUUCACAAUAAGAGUGGUUGUAUGAAAACAGUACCAACAUAUUGUCAACAUAUUUAGACUUUAAAAAGGAAAUAUAACACAUACACAUACACAUACACAAAUAUAUACAAAUUUUGCAGGGUAAGAAAUACCAUGAUACGAAAGUAAAUUCUGGGCCCAAGACACAAGAAGAAAAGUACAAAAACAGCAAGGCUGUGAUAACUACAACAAAGAAACACACUAUACUUUUUAAUACCUUUUUUAUCAUAUUUGAUACAUACUUUUAUAUACUUCUAUCAAAUCAAUAUGAUCAACAAAUUACUGAAAAAACAUUUGAAUACAGUCCGAUAAAUGAUAAAAAUGUGCUCUUGUAGUUUAUCAGUUUCCAAAAGCAUCUAUCAAGCAUGUAUCAAACGAGAUGAAUAAAUAUAUUUGCUAAAUUUUAAGGACAUUUUGAUUUUUAAGGAAAUUUGAAUUUUCUGGCCAUAAUUUGUGGUGUCAGGCAUUAAAGGGCUACUACACAAUUAUACAGUUAAUCGAAAAUAUAACAUCAGGUUGCCUAAAGGUCAAGUCCAGCUCAAGUUAAAUGAAUGAAUAAAACCAUGUUAUUCCAAAAAGUUCCCAUCCAUCUUCUCAGCAAACAGAGAAGGAAAGAAAUAACAGUUAAAAACAAAGUAACCUAAAACACAAAUGAGCCUCCAUCAUUGUAACAUGGUGUCAGUUGAAGUUAAAGGAAAUCAAGGGUUAUUCUUUCAAAUACAGGAAGUUGUGUCGCCAAUAAAUGUCAGUUGUUUUCUUAGGAAAUCUUUGCAAAAAAAGGAAGCACACUGUGGUUUGUACCUAUUUCAACACCAGCAACUUCUCACAGUGGCAGAGCAGAGUUAGUGUCAUGUAAUCUAGACUUCUUUGGAUGUCUGUCACCCUCCGUUUUUGUCCCAGGAUGUCUGUCCUCUCUCAGGUUUUGUGGACGGGCCUGUGCUGGGUUCCUUUGGUGGUCUGCGCAGGACUAGGAAUUGUGAUUGCAGUUUUGACGGCGAGGCUUUUGGUGCGACAUGCCUGGUACACAUACAGACUGUCCUGCUUCAGCAGGCCACCGACACACUCCUGGCUUUUGGGACAUCUCGGACAGGUAGGACACAAACAGAAACAAAACUUAAAUACAUUUAGAGUCUUAUUUAUCAGUUCUCCAGUCAUGCUAUUGGCUUUUCAGUAUGUGCUGCAGUGUUGCAACAAGUCAGGAUUACAAAAUAAUCCUCUUUGCUUGAAUUUCUUAUGAAAAACUGCCUGAGAAUUUGGAGAGUUAAUCAAAUCCAGCCAGUCAAAGUGACAUAUAUUGAUGCAUACCUCAGAUGCAGAGCACAGAGGAAGGCCUCCUGCAGGUGGACGAGCUGGUACAGACAUAUAAACACUCCUGCAGCUGGUUCAUCGGCCCUUUCUAUCACCUGGUCAGGCUCUUCCAUCCAGACUAUGUCAAACCUCUGCUCAUGGCAUCUGGUGGGGAAACAUAAAUUUGACAUUUUUGCAUAUAUAUACUAUCUGUAAAGCAGUUUUUCCUCUCAUCAGUUCUUUUCCUUCCAUCUAGCAAACAUCACAGUGAAGGAUGAGCUUAUUUAUGAUCAACUGCGUCCAUGGCUAGGUGGGUGAAAGAGCAUUUUUGCAUGUUUUUUUAAAAUCAAUUUUAAGAACUAUUUCAGUAAGUAAAUCACGAACUACACAAAAGAUGAAUUUUUGAUCAAUAAUUUCAGUUUUGCCUACUUCAACACCAAACCCUCUCUUUCCUACAUCCUAGGGCAGAGUCUGUUGAUAAGCAACGGUGAAGAGUGGCAUCGUAGGAGACGUCUGCUCACUCCAGCUUUUCAUUUCGAUAUUUUGAAGAACUACAUCAGAACAUUUAACACUUCAGCCAACACAAUGCAUGUAAGACACAUGCUUUUGCCAACAGACACACUUUAUUGUGUGAAAUCAGCAUUACACACUAUGUUGAAGUAACUGUAAUUACAAACCAUGCGAGCAAAUCUGGUGUUGACUUUUGCGGAUAACUUUUUUUUGCUCACCCCCAUUCAACCUUUCCGGUCAUUUCUGUCUUAAAAACUGCUGAAAUGUUUAUUUUAUUUAUUUAUUUUAUGGUUACUAUUAGGGCUGGGAUGAUCUGCUUUUGUCACGAUUCGAUUCUUCUACGAUUUUUUGGAUGUCAAUUCGAUUUAAAUUGUGAUUUGACAAUAUAGAUGUACAGUCUGCAUUUUUAACACCAGUGAAACAGUUGAAUGAUUAUGACUGUCUACUGACUAUAACAGGAACCAUAUUUCCCCAAAAAGUACAUAUCACAACAACAUAAAAAUCAAUUUAAAAAUUGUAAAACAAAAAAUCACGAUACUAAUGUGAAUCGAUUUUUCCUCCCACCCCUAGUUAUCAUCCACCAAAAAAUAGUAAAGUCAAAUAUUCGUUAACAUCUGUCGAUUUAAUACAAUACAAUUCAUAUUGUUUGUCUUUCAGGAUAAAUGGCAUCACCUAGUGGCAGAAGGCUGCACUAACAUGGAGAUGUUCAACCAUGUCACCCUAAUGACCCUGGACAGUUUAUUAAAGUGUGCCUUCAGUUACGACAGCAACUGUCAGCGGUGAGCCAACACUCUAUACUAUUUUAGUGAAUAUAUUCUUACGUUUAUGUAAACCAACAUUUCUGUCUGCAGGUCCACCAGUGAGUACGUAUCCGCCAUCGUGGAGCUGAGUGACCUCGUAAUAGAUCGCCGCCAAAACGUUUUACACCACUGGGAUUGGAUUUACUGGAAAACAAAGCAGGGAAAACGCUUCAAAAAGGCUUUGAACAUAGUGCACAGGUAAAUCACAACACAGAAUUAAGUUUUUUGAUUGUAAAAGCUUGACUCUGCCAAAGUCUGUGAUCAAAGCUGUCCUUAGCAACGGUCCAUUCUUCAUAGCAACAGUCUGUUAUUAAGGAAUAGCACACCUUUGACAUGAAAUGUGGAUAUGUAUCCAACACAGCCAUGUAAUAAAGAAGUAUAAUGGGCUUCUGUGGUAGCUAUGUUGUUUUAAAUCACAUGAUGUUUGCAGUUUUACCAGAGAUGUGGUCCAGAAACGCCGUGCUCUGAUUGACCAGCAGAGGGAAACACAAACACACUCAUCCCAACAGAGAAGGAAGGACUUUGUAGACAUCAUACUCAUGACAGAGGUUAAAAAAGGGGGAAAACUAUGAGGCAGAGAUUCUAAAGUGUGAAAAUGUAAAAUAAUACUAAUAAUAAUAUGAUAUGCGUUUGUUAUAGGAUGAGGACGGACAGGGGCUAACAGAUGAGGAGAUACAGGCCGAGGCUAACACCUUCAUGUUUGCAGGUGGGAAGAGUUUAGCAUUCCUUGAUAGCAAAAAAAUACUGUCAGAAAAUAAGCAGAAUGUAAAAAAGUGUAAUUUAUCACAAAAUUAGCUAGUAUCUGGUAACAUUUGCAUGAUGAAUGAAGAUAAAGCAUGUUUAACUUUGAUCAAACUCAACAUUUUCAGCAAAAAUAUAUUAUUUCUUACCUUAUACUGUCUAUACUACUGUUCUACUAAGGUUUGGAUAAAUAAGAGUUAUGCAAGCCUCAUGCUGUUGUUUCCAGGCCAUGACACUACAGCCAGUGCAAUCUGUUGGACGUUGUAUAAUCUUGCACGCCAUGAGCAUUACCAGGAGAAGUGCAGACAGGAGGUGAUGGAGCUGAUGCAAGGACGAGAAGAAGAAGAAAUAGAGUGGUCAGGAAACACACAUAUGUACAAAAUCACUGCAGAUUUAACAGUCAGUUUUCUUCCAUCUCUCUCUUUUCCUGAAAAAAAGGGAUCUCAGUCCCUUUAGUAUAGCGUGCAAUUGAGAUUUGAAAUGAGGAGUAUUUAAGCGUGAAUGUGCAUGUGUUUGAUUUUGUUCAGGGAGGAUCUGUCCAAUCUUCCCUUCACCACCAUGUGCAUCAGAGAGUCUCUCCGGCUGCACUCUCCUGUGCAGGCUGUGACCAGGAAAUACACGCAGGACAUGAUGCUGCCAGAGGAUUGCAUUGUACCAAAGGGUGAGACACUGUUUUAACAUUGUUUUACAUUUUUUGUCUCUGCUCCUGUAUUUUUUUUUAAUAUAUUUUAAGUCUGCAAAUCAAUAGGAGACUUUCUUAUUAGUGUUAAACUGUUCUCAAAAUGUUGUUUUCUGUCUUCGUAAGGUGCCAUAUGUUUAGUUAGCAUUUAUGGGACACACCACAACCCUGCUGUAUGGACGAACCCACAUGUAAGAUGCUUAAAAAUUUAGUUUUUUUUUUUCACUUUGGUUUAACUUUGAUUCACCAGAUUUGCUCUCUUUUAGGAGUUUGAUCCUUUCCGAUUUGACCCCACAAACACAGAAAAGCGAGCCUCCCAUGCCUUCAUCCCUUUCUCCUCAGGCCCCAGGUGAUGCACCCUCACUCCUCUCUAACAUCUAUAGCAAAUAAAACCUGACAGAAACUUUAACAAGCACCAUUAAAGACAUGAAUCUGUGUCUGUGUGUCAACAGGAACUGCAUCGGUCAGAAAUUUGCCCUGGCAGAGCUGCGAGUCGUCAUAGCAUUGACUCUGCUCAGAUUUCGUCUGGCUGUAGGAGUGAAUCCUGAACUGGAGACCAGCGCUGGAGGAGUCCGUCGACUCCCUCAGCUUGUCCUGCGAGCGGUGGGAGGUCUGUGGCUGCAGGUUGAGCCUCUGGACGUAAACAAAGAGGAGUAAUGACAGGAUGUAUAAGCCAGUACAAAGAUGGAAACUUUGCUUUCUGACACAAUUUGUCAACAAAACUAUGCUUAAAAUUGUCCAAAUAAUGCAUAAUCUUUUUAUCAUUUCAAAAAAAAAUAAUAAAAUUUAAUUUAUACUGCUGUUUUAA
Molecule: messenger RNA, 9052 nt
Organism: Xyrichtys novacula (pearly razorfish)
Lineage: Eukaryota; Metazoa; Chordata; Actinopteri; Labriformes; Labridae
Source: the annotation of a GenBank genome assembly